Aspergillus mulundensis is the source of this 1854-nucleotide messenger RNA. RefSeq names its product putative UV radiation resistance protein (UVRAG). The transcript has 2 exons. Gene Ontology annotation, molecular function: SNARE binding. Gene Ontology annotation, cellular component: lytic vacuole; endosome. The record is from RefSeq and is a predicted model, not a curated record. Lineage: Eukaryota; Fungi; Ascomycota; Eurotiomycetes; Eurotiales; Aspergillaceae. The coding region runs from base 1 to 1854 and encodes 617 amino acids. Gene Ontology annotation, biological process: SNARE complex assembly.
AUGGCGACAGCCAACACCGCAGAUAGGCUGAUCAAUGACGAUGCUGGCAGUCGCCGCGAUAGACCGUUUCACUUCCCGUCGAGCCGAAAGCUGCGCCAUCUACAAGGUGUUUCCAUCCGGAACCUUGUUGUCAACCCUCCAAGCAGAUCUCGCGGGAAACCAAUCGACGAUGAGGACAUUCCAAACUCCCUUCAAUCGCCGUCUAAGAUACUCGCGCGGGAAACUAAUCGUUCGUUAAACCAAUCGCGAUCGUUCUCGGAUCUCAAAUCCUCCCCGCUAUCUGGCAAUCAGAAUGUCUGUACCGAGCAGCGACUCUCUUUGCGGCAGGCCCGUCGACAGAGUACCCUGCCAUGGAACGACCCUGAUCCGCAAAUGCGACAGUCGAAAUUGGAGGACAUCACGCGUAGUCGAAUGGCAAACACUUGGUUCUCGAUCCAUUGUGAGGGCAUUGACGAGCCCGUGUACGUCAGUGAGGUUGUGGAGGAUGCGAUGAAUCCCAACUUCCGAGCUUUUGAUCUCAACUUCUGCGGACCGCUUGUUUCGCGCUUGGAUUAUCUUACUUUACGACUCUGGGUAAAGACGGCGAGAAUGGAUGACUAUAUGGUGCUGGUGGAGUUGCAAUUGCACUUUCAGUCACUCCAGUUUUUGGGGCGCUCGUUGGAUAGCUUUCACCAGCCUCUGCCUGCCAACUCCGUUCUUUUCCAUUUUCCAGAUGGCGUGUACACAAAUCUGACAGAUAUUCCACCAGUGCGGACGCCGUUACCUGCACCGAAUUCUAAAUCCAGUGCUACUGCUGUGUCAACGUCAUCGUACGACGCCCUGAUGCGACUUGCAAACUUGGACGAAUGUAUCCAGGAUGCCCUGAUAACACGGGAAAAACUUGAAUCACAGAUCAACUCAAUUCUGGAGAAGAACCAACAUGCCGUGCACACCACAGGCGAAGCGUCCCGGGCCAAGGAUAAGCUCACCCUUACUAGAAACGCAGUCUCAGGCGAGCGCAAACAACUGCGCCUGGCCAACAAACGCAAGGAAGAGCUGAUCGCUAGUAUCAAGAGCAGAAAAGAAGCCAUGGAGCAUGGCACCCGCAACCGCGAAGCAGUGCGUAGCCAUCUUCCGGAUGCGCGAACGAAACUCGGCUCCAGCAUGAAAUUGCUGGACCAGAAUACAGAAGGAACCAAGGGCCAGAUCCGGCGCAUAUCUGAAGAUAUCCUCGAUAUCUACCCAAUUGAGCCAAUCCGUGAUAAGCCGCUUGCCUUUACCAUUGCUGGCAUGGCUCUUCCCAAUUCGAACUUCACAGAUGUCGAUCGGGACGCGGUGGCAGCAGCGCUUGGCUAUACCGCGCAUCUAGUUUACUUGCUAUCGUUUUACCUUUCCAUUCCAGUGCCGUAUCCGAUCACGCCGUACCUGUCAAACUCGCUAAUCCAUGACCCCGUGUCUACCUCUCUCCCUCAGAGGACGUACCCGCUCCACCCGGUCAAUGUGCAGUACAGGUUCGAAUACGGAGUGUUUUUACUCAACAAAGAUAUCGAGUUCCUCCUGAACAAACAGGGACUGCGGGUCCUCGAUAUUCGACACACACUGCCAAACUUGAAAUAUCUUUUGUAUGUUCUAACCGCACGCUCGUCGGAGCUUCCCGCAAGGAAAGCUGGGGGGAUUCGCGGACUUCUUCCAGGACGCCUGACACCCAGUCUCUCCCGUCGCGGCAGCGAAGACAGCGUUGUGUAUGGCGAGACCGUGAAUCCUCGACGAGGGUUGAGUCCAAUGUCGACAUCGAAUGGAGAGAUUGCACUAAACAAAAGGAAGAAACCAAUUGCCUCCAUUCCAAGCGGAUCAGCUUCGUUUGGCGUGGCUUAA